This is a messenger RNA of Diorhabda sublineata, 7975 nucleotides long. RefSeq names its product vesicular glutamate transporter 1 (gene VGlut). Lineage: Eukaryota; Metazoa; Arthropoda; Insecta; Coleoptera; Chrysomelidae. The coding region runs from base 224 to 2008 and encodes 594 amino acids. The transcript has 10 exons. Gene Ontology annotation, biological process: monoatomic anion transport; regulation of synapse structure or activity; transmembrane transport. Gene Ontology annotation, cellular component: synaptic vesicle membrane; excitatory synapse. The record is from RefSeq and is a predicted model, not a curated record. Gene Ontology annotation, molecular function: L-glutamate transmembrane transporter activity; neurotransmitter transmembrane transporter activity.
AAAUGUUACCCGAACCUGGCGGCGGUUGCAGGCAUCCCGAUAUCAUGGAUAAUUUGAUUAUGUGCCGUGAUCAAAAGUGAUAAAGUGUGAUAUCGCGAACAUAAAAAGUGAAAAGUCGUUGACAUAGAACGACAACAGCAACGGGUAAAAUCCGUGAAAUCCCGUGAGGAAGUUUUCUCUGUGAGUCCUUUGGGAAUACCUCAAUCCGCUAAUACGAUACAAAAUGGUUGCGGGAAUAGGAUGGAAACAGUACGACGAAUUCACUCCAUCAUCAUUGAAACAAGAAAAAGUAGAUGGGAUCACGACAGAUCACGUCGCAGAUGUCAGUUCGCCGGAAAGUCUACCAGACUUCGAACGAGCGCCUCCGAGAAAGAUAGAUGAAUACAUUAGAGCAGAACUACCAUAUUUAAGUAAAAGAGCCACGGUGGCGUUACUGAGUUGUUUAGGUUUCAUCAUCAUGUUCGGGAUGAGAACCAGCAUGGGUCUGGUCAAAAUUAAAAUGAAUAACACGUGGACACCUGAAACGUUAUCAGCAGUUGACGCUGCCAUUUUUUGGGGAUAUUUCGUAACUCAAAUUCCUGGUGGUCUAAUAGCGGCAGCAUAUCCGGCUAACAAAUUAUUUGGAGCGGCAAUAGCUUCGUCUUGUGUUUUGAAUCUUAUUAUUCCUGCUGUAUACCAGAAACCAGACAUUCUUAUUGUUGUUAAAGUUAUGCAAGGUCUGGUAGAGGGUGUAACUUAUCCGGCUUGCCAUGGAAUUAUGAGGCACUGGGCACCUCCUUUAGAAAGAUCACGGUUGGCAACUCUUGCAUUCAGUGGAUGUUACGCUGGUGUGAUGUUCUCGAUGCCAAUUUCUGGAGAACUUAUAGAACAUUUCGGUGUUUUAGCACCCUUUUAUUUCUAUGGAGUGAUAGGAAUUUUUUGGUACAUAUCGUGGCUGUGGUUGGUAUUCGAAAAACCAUCAUACCACACCUGUAUAGAUAUUAAAGAAUUGGCGUUUAUAGAAAAUUCGUUAGGAACAGCGAAUCAAACGUACAUCGUCCCAACUUUGACAAAUACGCCUUGGAAGGCUUUCUUUACCUCCCUUCCUUGUUAUGCCAUCUUCGUAGCGAAUUUUUGUAGAUCUUGGAAUUUUUAUCUGCUGGUGCUAUUCCAAGCCUCGUAUUUCGAAGAUACAUUCCAUUCAACGAUGACUGAGAAUGCUCUGCUUGGAGCUCUACCUCAUUUGUUAAUGACUGGAAUUGUUCCUACGGGAGGUAUCCUAGCUGAUCGUUUAAGAAAAAAAGGAAUUUUAACAACUACUCAAGUUAGAAAAUUAUUUAAUUGUGGAGGUUUUGGUAUGGAAGCCACAUUUUUCAUUAUCAUGGCUUAUUCCCAUACUAUAACACAAGGUAUGACAGCUUUAUCAAUAGGAGUUGGUUUCAGCGGGUUUGCUAUAUCGGGUUUCAAUGUUAACCAUUUAGACAUUGCACCAAGGUACGCUAGUAUUCUAAUGGGUAUGUCAAAUGGUAUUGGUACUAUAGCAGGAGCUAUAGUACCCUACGUUGUGCAUCUAAUAGUCAAGCACAAGAAAAAAGAAGAAUGGCAGAUAGUAUUUAUUAUAUCUGCCAUGGUACACUAUUCCGGUAUCAUAUUCUAUGGAUUAUUCGCGUCAGGGGAAUUGCAGGAUUGGGCCGAUCCAAGCAUCGAAGAAGAAAAACAGUGGAGCCAAAUGAAUGAAGCUAUGCCAAUAAAAAAACAAACCCCUCAAAACGGAGUGGUUCAAAGACAAACAAGCAUGUCGUCUAGCUACGGAUCAGUAGAAACUCCACUUCCACCACGUCCUCCAAGACCGCCAUCUUUAACAUCUCAAACUUUCUCACAAGACGUGCCAUUCCAACAACCAGUAGAGCCGAUAGUAUCAACCGGAAAUCCUUUCCGGACCUCUUCAAAUCCUUUUAGGCAAGAAGCUGUACAACCAAACGCUCAAGAUACUUACAUGCACGGUACUAUUAAUGACAGAACUUAUUAAAUUCCUUUGUUUGAAUUGUAUCGUUGAUACGUGGUUGUUUCGAAAAUCGUUGUGUUGAAUUUUCUCAAUUACUUUUUUCAUUAUCUAUUUAGAAAACUUGAUAACAAAGUAUGAUGAGGUGAUCUCAAAUACAAAUACCUUUUAGUAUAUGUAUUAGUUGAUACUCAUUGUAGCUAGAUUUAACUGUUCUGGAAAAAUUUGUUUAUUUGUGUUUGCAGUCCAAAACUGCAUUAUACAAGCUAUAGACUCUAAUUUUUGGUCUUAUGAUACCUUGUCGGUUCCAUAAAAAUAUGUCCUUGAUUAGAUACUUUGAACCGGUUUUUUCUUAGUGUACUAUUAUUACAAUAGAAAUUAAAAGCCGAACAUCUCCGCUCAACUGCAAAUUUAGAAGUCAUAUUAUUCUUCUAUUCUCAAAAAAAUGUUUAAAGUAAUAUUUACCACAGAGAUGGGAAUUUCUAUUUACAACUCUGCUGGGCUGUAACAAAGUUUAAAUCGACGAAGAAGUCGACAAUCAUGACAUCUUGAUGAGAAAUGCUGAAACCAUUGAAAAUUCAAACUCCCAUCUCUAGAAUAAGAUUCGAAAUUUAUUUCUUAAUUUGUGUUAGUGCCGAUAUCUAUUGGUAGGUAUUGAAAAAACCUGAUUUUGUUUUGAAAUUUCAAUUGUCUAUUAUUAGUUGAUUAUAUCUAGAGUAUUGUUAUUAAAUUGAUAAGAAUUGAUAAAUUGAUAGCAAUAUGUGAAUAAUAACAUCUGCAGCCAGGGACACAAAGGAAUAACUCAAUUCCUUUUUAAAUAGAAUUAAAAAUAUAAGGGAAUAAAAAUUUAAAUUUCAAACUUUUGAACAAACCAAUGACAUAAAAAUCAUAUAUUUUUAUGACUGCAAAACUUGAAACCAAGAGAUGUUCAAGGCGUUUGUUCUAUAGUUUUGUGUUAAGAAUCAAAAUCGCAAAAUUCGGCAGUUGUUGGAAAAAGUAAAUUACAGAACGUAUUUUUUACUGAAAGAAUGAACAACAAUUAACUUAUGUUAAUAAUAUUUAAUUAAACAGGGUUUUUCGGAAUAGCACUCAAAUCUAUGACUAGAAUGAUUCUAUAGAUAAAUAUAAGGAAAAAAGUUAGUAUAGGUAGCCAUACUGAUGUCUCGGGUCUGAAAUUGUCACGCAAAUUUGUUUGCGUAUUUUGACCUGAAAAAGCUGAUAUUCUAUUUCUUGGUAAAUCCUAUUUAUCUAGCUCUCAACGUUUUUCUUGUUCUUCAAAAAUCACUCAAAUUUGACUCUUCUUCCAAUUCAUAUAUCUCGGAAAAUUUCAUUCAAGCAAUUUAGAAUAGCGUGGCUAAAUUGUGAAAAUUUACCAUUCUUCUAAAACCGAAUAUCAUUGAACUGGUUAGGGGUCAGCAUUUCUUAUUGCUAUUGUUCAAUCAAAUUGCAUCAAUCUAAGAUUGAUUUGACUACAGUAUCUAAAAUAAUGGUGAUUAACUUUGUUCGUUUGAAGAAAUUUUACUUGUAAAAUGGGAACCUGCAUCUACCUUAUCCUUUCAAAGAAUUCCUUUUGGAUGCGUAUCAUCAAAUAUGUCAUGUCAAAUUUGUUAUCAUUUGCUUUCCUAUUCGAUAAACAUGAUUAAAUUGAAUAUCUUUUAGUGAUGACAAUAAGAAAUAUUUUUUAUGAAUUGUUGCAUCAACUUCAAAGGUUAUUAGCGACAUGUGAGUUCACAAUUUGUGAUACAAUUCAAUGUCUUUUAGAUAUUUGAUUGAGUUUGAUUUGGUAGUUUUUGUACUUCUGACAGUUCAACAAUAAAUGUUUCACGUUUAGAUUCACUUAUUGAUGGGUUUUCUCAGUUAAAUAGAUAUGAGAUGGUUUUAUAGAUUUUAAUAUCGAUCUGUUCCGCUCACUUUGUCACUUGUACUGAACUGUUGUUUUGAUUAUCUCUUUAUAGUCGUUUGCUAUCACUUCUCUCACAAUUGUAGCUUCGUUGUUAUCUGCUACUUUUUUGGCACAUUUGUCUGCUUUUUCGUUUCCUGGGAUGCCGGUAUGUGAUGGGAGCCAAAUAAUUGAUACGUUUGCCUUGGAUUGGUGGAUAAGGUGUAAUUGGAUUUGGGUGUAGGUAUUGAGCUCAGUUGGAGUUUGUAAUUAUGGCUGUUCUAUUAUACUGAUUUCUUCUAGGGAUAAUUAGUGCCUGUAAUAUGGUAUGGAGCUCUCCAGUGUGGACGCUAUUGUGUGGAGAUGGUUUAAAUUUUUUUAUUACUUUCUCUAGUACUACUUCAGCACCUAGGACAUUAGGUGUUUCGGAUGCGUUAAUGUAUAGAAAAUCAUUAUGUUUUCCUAUUCAAUAAACACGAAUAAAUAUAAAUAAAUAAAAAUACCUCGUCCCGAUGACCACCUUUUAUUGAUGACAAAGAGAAAUUAAUUGAAGGAAAAUCUACUACUUUUUGACAUGAAACAUGUUUCAAUAAUCACUGACUAUAACUAAGAGAUAUCCUAAAAUUCAUAGCUUGAAGAAAUAAUAUUAAUUUUUCCUCUUUCUAAUAUAUAGCGUGGGGCAAAUGAGAGGAAUGAAUUUGUUAUUUCGUAAACCGGCGACUUCAAGCAAAAAACCUGAAAUACGUCAACUAUUAGUAAGGAUACCUUUUUAUUUUUAACAUCAUCUAUGUGGGCGUGAUGACGUCAUCGGCAUCAAAGUUAUUAACAUUUUUAAAUGGAAAUGUGAGUAUUGUAAAACAUUAUUUGAUAUAAUUGAUUCGCGUGUUGUCACAAAUAUUAUUGAUAAAAUUUCAACAGAUUUCUCCAUAAAAUAUUUUAAGUGCAAUGUAAGAAAUUCAGAGAAACUAAUCAUAUCAACGAUCUCCCUAAAAGUAAUAGAAAACUAAUAUAUGAAGCCUUUAAAGAUGUCCCCAUGCCAGUUCAAGGCAAGUAGCAUUGGAUAAUGACAUGAUUCAUUCAACAGUUGUUAGAAAGCUGAAGAAGCAAAAGUGACAUAUUCUACAAAGUACAAGUCUCAUGGAAGACGAAUUUGAUAGACGAAUUGAAUUUUGUAAAAUUAUAAUGGAACAAAAUAACAGAGAUCCGUAGUUUUUGGAAAAAGGUUUUUCUCUGAUAAAGCAACAUUUCUAUUAAACGGUCAUGACAAUCGUCAAAAUUAUCGGUGCUGGACUACGAAAAAUCUACACUGAAUGCAAAAGUACUGUACUCAAUACUCAGAGAAAGUUAAUAUUUGGGAGUUUAUAAUAUCUAGAUAAUAGUAGUAUUAGUCCAAUCUUUUUUGAAAAAACCUCAACAAGUCCUAGAUAUUUAGACAUUUCUUCAAAUUUUCUUUUUCCCUGAAUUGAACCAGUUGUUUCCAAACAGAAAUGAUUUAUGGCUACAACAAGACGCCUCUUGAUUUCUUUUCAUGGAAAUAUUUGAAAAGUAAAGCGUACCAAAAUAGACCACAAAAUAUCAUUGAACUCAAAGAAAGGAUACGUAUUGAGGUUGCGCAGAUAGCUCCGGAAGUUAUAAGGAAAAUUCCAGAUGAAUUUGUAUCCCUCUCUGUUAGCACUUAAUUUAAGUUUCGUUGUAUUUAAUUAAUAACAAUUUUUGUAAUCAUACAAAUAUAUUAAUUUUUUAAACAAAUACUAAUCAAUUAUUCAGACAUAUUGAUAUGGCUGCAUAGAUAUUUGACAGUCUUUUAAAUAAUGUAUUUUACAAAAUAAUGUAUUUCUAUUUGAAAAUUUUAGCGAUGAGGUCAUCACGCUCACGUAGAUGACGUCAAAAAUGAAAAGGUAUCCUUACUAAUAGCCUGUUUAAAAUUAAAAAUCCAUAAUUUCAUCAUUUCAUAAUUUUUUUAUAGUCUUAGGUUUACGUUUUUAUGUGUUCCUGGCUUAGAAUUUCAUACUUUGUUUAAUGUUGAAAUGAAACGUGUUCAAUAUAGAGUUAACUGUUAAAUAUUUGAAAUUAGAGCAAGAUGAAAACUAUGAUCAAAUAUUUCUUAGAAUAGAAAAGAAAAUGAAAACGAAGAACAAUUCCAGUAGGUACAUCUACAAAAAGCAUAAAGGAAAUGAAGAAAUUCCAAUAUUUUCUUGGCAAUUUAACAAUAAUAUGGAGCUUUAUUGACUCCACCUAUAAACAAUUUCAAAUUUGUGUUCAGUCUCAUUUCUGCAUUAAAUUCAAAGGGAAAUAAAAUGUCUUAGAAAUGUCCUUAGAAAAGACAAAAUUAUCAUAAAUACUGAUUGAUUAGAAUACUUGUUAUGUUUUAAUAAUUGUUCCUAUGUUAUUUUAAAACUUGCUUUUGUCAUUUUAGAUCCCAUCAAAUUUUGUAAUAAACCACGAAAAAACUAAUCAAAUUGGUUAACUCGAGAAGAUGAUAAAAAAAAGUGCGGUGAAUAGUUUGAUUGUUUAUAGAAAUUUUGGAAAUUUAUUAACAUCCACUUCAGUUCACAAAUAUAUUUGAGAAAAAUAUCAUUCCAAUUAAAUGAUUUUAUCACCGUUCUUUUUAUCAUAGUAGUAGUUAGGGAUCUGGUGGUAAAUUGGGCAUGAAUUUGCCUGAAUAUAGAAAUAUAAGUAGUGAGCUCCGUUAGUUUAAGCUUUUUUUUUUAAUUGAAUUUGGAACAAAAACAGUAAUCGAAAUGAUUUUGCCUGCUUAUAUCUAUAUGACAAACGUUUUCAAAAUAAUAAUUAUUUAUUGAGAGAAAAAAUAAUUCAUUUUGUAUCAUUUAAUCACCUUUUUUGUUAAUUUCCAUGUGAAAGAUUCCAAUUAUUAAAAGACAAAAAUAAAACUUAAAAUAUGGAAAAUAUCCGUAUUGUUUAUAACCAGCAGCUGUCUUGCUGGAUGUUUCAUAAAUUUAUAUGUAUACUAGCUGACCUGACAGACGUUGUCCUGUGAAUAUUGAAUUCGAAAUGGUUUUGGAAUCGGUUAAGCCGUUUAAAUGUUCCAAAAAAAGUUUUUUCGUAUUUUUUUGAGAUUUCUCAAAAUCUACCGGUCUAAAUUAUAUUCAAAAUCUAAUUUUGGUCAAGCCUUUUCGAAUGGCGUCAACCGCGAGGAGAUCGGUUACACACAUAUACAAAAUAAAGGAAAUUGCGAAGAAACUGGAUAUAAUGAAGGAGUAAGAUGUUAAAGCACUGAAGAAACACAACAAUAUUCUGAAGGAAAGGGUAGUGAUAAUAAGAGAAGAAGUAGAAUUUUACUUUUCCGCUCUUUAUAAAUAAUGAAAACAUUACAUGCUGAAGAACUUUUCAAUAAUAUAGAAUUAUUUGUUUCCAUUAUAUAUCAAAUAUCCAUUCUUAUAUGAUAAUUGGAAAUAUUUCAAUUUCUCUUGAACAAAGCAAGAGAAAGAAACGUCUAUAAUAUUUUCACAAAUUGAAUAAAUUUCAUUGGGACGCAAUUUUAUUUUAUUGAAUGUAUUAUUUCACUUAUUUCAGUGAUAUUAUGAACGUUUUAUAUACUGUAUCUCUACCAGCUCCCUUACUAUAGAACUUGAGAGAUGUUAGUACUGAUUAUAAAUACAUAAAAAAACAUAAAAAAAGUAAGAUAAUGUUAAAUUAAUUUAUUUCUAGUUAUUUUCAUUUCGAUUAUAUCUAUUUGAUAUAUGUAAUUAAUAACAUUUCUGUAAACAAUGACAUAUGUUUUUAUUAUUUGAAUAUUAUAUCGUUAAUUUGGAAAAAUAUAAUAAAUGUAGUGCCUGUAACUGCACUUAUUAUUCGACGCAACUGUAUGUAAUUUUAUUAUAAUAGUAAUUUAAAAAAAAACAUUGUACUCUCACUGUUUUAAUAAAUAUGAAGUCCAUUCAAAUAUUUGACAAAUGUCCCAAAUUGAAUUAUUCAAAUCCUCUGACUGAUUUGUUAUACAUAUUAUUAACAUAACCUGUGAAAAUAAUCCUGUAAAUAUAUUCAUGUAGCUUGCUUAUUAAUCACUUAUUUUUGUGGCUAAGUUAUUUAAAAUUGCUACGUACUUUGACAAAUCUUUACUUGUAGAAUUCAAAAAUCAUGAUAAGUAAAAAUUC